GAGGACAAGCAUCCCACGGAUCGGUCCCUGCGGCAUGGGCAGCCCUGCUCCCGCGCGCCGGGAGCGAGGAACCUGCCCGAGUUCGGUCAGCGCGUGCGGGGAGGUUGAGCAGCGCUGUCUGCUGCUGCGGCGAGUCUGAGGACAGGCUGGAGGGAAGGAGAGGCAGGUGAAAGGCAGGUGGAUAGUCUGGGUAUGGUGACAGGACGAUGUUGGCCAGAAAGAGCAUCAUCCCGGAGGAGUAUGUGUUGGCGCGCAUCGCCGCGGAGAAUCUGCGCAAGCCGCGCAUCCGCGACCGCCUCCCGAAAGCCCGCUUCAUCGCUAAGAGCGGGGCCUGCAACCUGGCGCACAAGAAUAUCCGUGAGCAAGGGCGCUUCCUGCAGGACAUCUUCACCACCUUGGUAGACCUGAAAUGGCGCCACACGCUGGUCAUCUUUACAAUGUCCUUCCUCUGCAGUUGGCUGCUCUUCGCUAUCAUGUGGUGGUUGGUGGCUUUUGCCCAUGGGGACAUCUACGCUUACAUGGAGAAGAGUGGAAUGGAGAAAAGUGGUUUGGAGUCUGCUGUGUGUGUGACUAACGUCAGGUCAUUCACCUCUGCUUUUCUCUUCUCCAUUGAGGUUCAAGUGACAAUUGGAUUUGGAGGGAGGAUGAUGACAGAGGAAUGUCCUCUGGCCAUCACCGUUUUGAUUCUCCAAAACAUUGUGGGUUUGAUCAUCAAUGCCGUCAUGUUAGGCUGCAUUUUCAUGAAGACAGCUCAGGCUCACAGAAGGGCAGAGACUUUGAUUUUCAGCCGCCAUGCUGUGAUUGCUGUCCGAAAUGGUAAGCUGUGCUUCAUGUUCCGAGUGGGCGACCUGAGGAAGAGCAUGAUCAUUAGUGCCUCAGUGCGCAUCCAGGUGGUCAAGAAAACGACUACACCUGAAGGGGAGGUGGUACCCAUUCACCAACUGGACAUACCUGUUGAUAACCCCAUCGAGAGUAAUAACAUCUUCCUGGUGGCCCCUUUGAUCAUCUGCCAUGUGAUUGAUAAGCGCAGUCCCCUGUAUGAUAUCUCAGCAACUGACCUUGUCAACCAGGACCUGGAGGUCAUUGUUAUUCUGGAAGGAGUGGUGGAAACGACCGGCAUCACCACGCAAGCGCGAACCUCCUACAUCGCAGAGGAGAUCCAGUGGGGCCACCGCUUUGUGUCCAUUGUGACCGAAGAGGAAGGAGUGUAUUCUGUGGAUUACUCCAAGUUUGGCAACACUGUUAAGGUGGCAGCUCCACGGUGCAGUGCCCGGGAACUGGAUGAGAAGCCUUCAAUCCUCAUCCAGACCCUCCAAAAGAGUGAACUAUCCCAUCAAAACUCUCUGAGGAAGCGCAAUUCCAUGAGGAGAAACAAUUCCAUGAGAAGGAGCAACUCCAUUCGAAGGAACAAUUCUUCCCUCAUUGUGCCAAAGGUGCAGUUUAUGACUCCAGAAGGAAAUCAGAACACAUCGGAAUCAUGACAGCAGGGCAACCUCAUGACAGGAGUUUUACUGUGAGUGGCGGAUGCCCUGUCACACUAAACCAGAGCUAUAGCACAAUGACGUGGCUUACGUUUUAAUGCACUAAAAGAUUUUCUUAUUCAAGAAAUUGCACUUUCUGUAUUAAUAAACAACACA
Molecule: messenger RNA, 1637 nt
Organism: Ictidomys tridecemlineatus (thirteen-lined ground squirrel)
Lineage: Eukaryota; Metazoa; Chordata; Mammalia; Rodentia; Sciuridae
Gene: Kcnj8
Product: potassium inwardly rectifying channel subfamily J member 8
Biological process (GO): regulation of monoatomic ion transmembrane transport; potassium ion import across plasma membrane
Cellular component (GO): plasma membrane
Molecular function (GO): ATP-activated inward rectifier potassium channel activity
Source: RefSeq, a predicted model, not a curated record